GACAAUUACCAUUUGGGUUCUUCAUUUCUCACGUUUUGUACAGUGUCUAUAAAAACAGGAUCAUCGACGCCAUCUGAUCACCAAACCAUGGGUUCGAUCUGUGAAGGAAAUCAACACACAAGUGUUCUUCUGGUUACACUUUCGGCUCAAGGUCACAUAAACCCCAUCCUAAGGCUUGGGAACCGUCUUGUUUCCAAAGGCCUCCAUGUGACUCUCGCAACAAACGACUCUGCCCUCAACAGAAACAUUCCCUCCGAUGUCAAYUCCGUCGGCAGACUCCACCUUGAGUUCUUUUCCGAUGGUCUACCGAUCAACCAUAAGGCCGUCGAUAGGGACUCCUACAUGGACACGUUAGGUAAGUUUGGACCCAUUAACCUUUUAGCCUUAAUAAGAUCCCACACACGUAAAUUUGCAUGCAUAAUCCACACCCCUUUCGUCCCGUGGGUKGCGGACGUGGCGGCGGAGGUCGGUGUUCCCAGCGCCAUGCUAUGGAUCCAACCAUGCACACUGUACCAGAUAUAUUAYCAUUAUUACAAUCGGCUCGAAGAGUUUCCUACUCAAAGUAACCCGAAUAUGAGCGUCAAGUUGCCUGGGCUGCCGGUUUUGGAAGCAGAAGAGCUGCCGUCGUUUGUUCUUCCAUCGAAURCGUUUCGUAGCCUUGAUGGUGUACUCAACACAGUGUUCCAUAACAUGCACAAGGUGAAGUGGGUGCUCGGGAAUUCGUUCAUGGAGCUCGAGAAAGAUGUGAUCACGUCGUUGAAUGACGCUGGCCGUGUAUUUUGGCCGGUUGGGCCGAUGGUUCCGGCAACGCUUWYCGGUGAGGAAGAAGACGGCGGUUUUGAUCUAUUCAAAUCAGAUGACAAGAGUAACUGUAUGGAGUGGCUAGACAAACAAGAGCCCACUUCGGUUGUUUAURUCUCAUUCGGAACUCUCCURUUCUUGUCCCAAAAGGAAAUAGAGAGCAUAGCGAUCGGUCUUAAWAAAACAAAACGGCCGUUUCUCUGGGUGAUAAAUCCSUCGGAAAAUCAAGAACGGGCGGAAUUAGGGUUUUUGGAUGAGAUUAAGGAACAAGGGUUGAUUGUGAGAUGGAGUCCACAAACGGCGGUGUUGUCGCAUCCAUCAGUUGGGUGUUUCGUGAGCCACUGUGGGUGGAACUCGUUGAUGGAGAGUCUCGUCGCCGGUGUGCCGAUUAUUGCAUGUCCGCAGUGGACAGAUCAGCCUACAAAUGCUAAGAUGGUGACAGAUGUUUGGGGUGUUGGAGUGAAGUUAAAGAAGAAUUCAGGGGGUGUAUAUGAYGGGGAAGAAAUGGAGAGAUGUGUGGAACAAGUCAUGAGUGGGCCACAGUUCAGGAAGAAGGCGGUGGAGUUGAAAAGGGCGGCGCGUGAAGCARUCGCAGCCGGUGGUUCAUCAGAUGAGAAUAUUCAGAUGUUUGUGAAUGAAAUGAUGUCUUCUUGUUCGUGUAAUUCUAAGCAAAAAUAAAUACGAAUAUAUCUAAAAUAAUUUGGGAGAUUCCUUUCA
This is a messenger RNA of Cynara cardunculus var. scolymus (artichoke), 1518 nucleotides long. Its product is annotated as UDP-glycosyltransferase 84B1-like. Gene Ontology annotation, molecular function: UDP-glycosyltransferase activity. The record is from RefSeq and is a predicted model, not a curated record. The transcript has a single exon. Bases 88 to 1479 code for a protein of 463 amino acids. Lineage: Eukaryota; Viridiplantae; Streptophyta; Magnoliopsida; Asterales; Asteraceae.